CUCACUUUUCAAGCUAUGACCCAUAUUAAAUGGCUACCAAAAUUUAGCCUUGACAACAUUAGCCAUAAUUUGCUGAUUCGUGAUGGAUAGGCGUAUUGUGUGGUUUAUACAUUAUGUGUGCACGUUUCGAAAGAACAGAUUAUUCUAAUGUGUCGCUGGUUGACUUGUAGUAAAGUCUUUCCCGUCAGAACGAUGCCAACUUUAAGCAGAAAAUCACGUUAGCUUUCAGACACGGUACAGGCGAGACUCGGGGACAGUUACCAGCUAAGGAGUUACGUUAGCAACACUCGGUGACAGGAAACGUCAACAUCCACGAUGAGACUGAAAACGUCGCUGCUAAAGGAACCUAAACAUAAGGAACUUGUGAGUUGUGUGGGCUGGACCACAGCAGAUGAGCUGUAUUCAUGCAGUGAAGACCACCAGAUCCUCAAAUGGAACCUGCUGACCAGUGAGACCAGCCAGGUUGUCAGACUACCAGAGGAUAUUUACCCCAUUGACCUUCACUGGUUCCCUAAAACUGUUGGUGGCAAGAAACAGGCACAAGCUGAGAUCUUUGUCCUUACCAGCACUGAUGGAAAGUUUCAUCUGGCCUCUAAGGUGGGGCGUAUUGAGAAGAGUGUUGAAGCACACAAAGGAGCUGUCUUAGCAGGUAGAUGGAACUAUGAUGGGACUGCUCUUAUCACAGCUGGAGAAGAUGGGCAGAUCAAGAUUUGGUCCAAAAGUGGGAUGCUACGCUCCACACUAGCUAGUCAAGGUUCACCUGUUUAUUCUGUUGCCUGGGGUCCCGACUCAGACAGAAUCCUCUAUACAUCCGGAAGACAGCUCAUCAUCAAGCCUCUGCAACCUAGUGCAAAAGUCAUACAGUGGAAGGCUCACGAUGGGGUGAUUUUGAAAGUUGACUGGAAUUCAGUCAAUGACCUAAUCAUCUCAGGUGGAGAAGACUGUAAAUAUAAGGUUUGGGAUAGUUUUGGACGUGUUCUUUACUCCUCAUCACCUCACGACUACCCGAUCACCUCCUUGUCCUGGGCUCCAGAUGGUGAGGUGUUUGCCAUGGGCUCCUUUAACACCUUACGACUCUGUGACAAAACUGGAUGGUCUUAUGCAUUAGAAAAGCCCAACACAGGCAGUGUUUUCAGUUUGGCCUGGUCUGCAGAUGGUACCCAGCUGGCUGGUGCCUGUGGCAAUGGGCAUGUCAUCUUUGCCCAUGUAGUGGAGCAGCACUGGGAGUGGAAGAACUUUGUGAUCACCCUUACAAAGAGGAGAACCAUGCAGGUGAGGAAUGUGAUGAACGAGGCUGUGGAUGUAUUGGAGUUCAGAGAUCGAGUCAUUAAAGCCUCUCUGGCGUUUGGUCACCUUGUGGUCGCCACCUCUCUGCAGUGCUAUGUCUACAACUCAAAAAACUGGAAUACUCCCCUCAUCUUUGACUUGAAGGAGGGAACAGUCAGUCUCAUCCUGCAAGCAGAGAAACACUUUCUGCUUGUGGAUGGGGCAGGGUUGUACAUAUUCUCCUAUGAGGGUCGACUGAUAUCUUCCCCAAAGUUUCCUGGUAUGAGAGCUGACAUCCUGAAUGCCCAGGCCGUCUCACUUAGUAAUGACACCAUCGCCAUCCGAGACAAGAUGGAUGAAAAGGUCAUCUUUCUCUUUGACGCCCUGACUGGGAAAGCCCUGGGUGAUGGAAAGCCCUUGACUCACAGGCUGGAGGUGGUGGAGAUAGCUCUGGACCAGCGUGGCCUGUCUAACGAAAGAAAGAUUGCUCUGAUAGACAAGAACCGAGACCUUUACUUGACCUCUGUACGUUAUCCUGGGCGAGAACCCAAAAUUUGCAAAAUUGGUAGUAUGGUUCACAGUAUGGCUUGGAAUGAUUCUGCUAACAUCUUGUGUGGUAUCCAAGACAACCAGUUCACAGUGUGGUACUACCCUAGUGCUGUCUUCAUAGACAAGGAGCUGCUGCCAAAAACACUCUACAUAAAAGAUGGCAGUGAGUUUAGCCGUUCACCCCACAUUCUGAACUACGUCGGCACCAAGGUGACACUACGCCAGGGAGACGGUUCCUUAGUGUACAGCAGUGUACCUCCCUUUCCAGCUCUCCUCCAUGAAUACAGCUCCUCUGCACGCUGGGAGGAUGCACUUCACUUAUGCCGCUUCGCCAAAGAUCAGUCUUUGUGGGCAUGUCUUGCUGGAAUGGCAAUGGCCAACAGGGAGCUGACAACAGCAGCGAUGGCCUACGCUGCCAUUGGAGAGUUACCAAGGGUCCAGUAUAUCAACUUUAUAAAGGAGCAGCCCUCUAAGGAGUCCUCUUUGGCCCACAUGCUGUUGUUCAGUGGUCAGGUCCAAGAGGCUGAGGCCACUCUGUUGCAGGCUGGCCUCAUCUACCAGGCCAUCAAAGUCAACAUUGACCUUUUCAGCUGGGAAAGGGCAUUGGAGCUGGCAGUCAAACAUAAGACUCACGUGGACACUGUGCUGGCGUUCAGAGAGAAGUUCCUUCAGAAAUUUGGCAGGAAGGAGACCAGUAAGAGAUUUCUGCAGUACGCUGAAGGGGUUGAGGUGGAUUGGGAGAAAAUCCAGGUGAAGAUAGAGAUGGAAUUGUCUAAAGAGAGAGAGAGAGCAGCUAAUGCUUCUGUCAGAAGCAGCGUGGCCUCACGUCGUUAAUGUUCAGGGGACUUUUAAAACACGAGCUUUGCAGAAAUCGAUUCCCAUGUGUUUUUGACAUUUGGUGGAUAUUAGGUGGUUUGGCUCAGCUUCAAGAUAAUAAAACAUUUUCUGUACUAAAGGUACGAUAUCCACCAUUAGUUACAAAUACUGUGCAUUAACUGAAAGUGAAAACAAAAGGGAACAGAUGGAGAUGUGAAGAUUAGUAGGCCAUUAAAUAUAUCACACUCAACUUAGACUGUGAUUGUACAAUCUUGUGGUUUAUGCUGUGUAAUAUAAGACAUUUGCACAACUCUGUACUUGGCAUUUUGUUACUGUAUGGGUAUUUUGACUCAGAGUACUGACAAAAGUCCCUGCAUUUACCAUUAUGGCCUUUCUGUUAUAUCAGCUGAGGCAGAGAUUUCAGUGUCUUCAGGGUUUUUUGAUGUGUUUGUCUUUCUCCAUUAAUUUGUAAAAAUCUGUCACGGACAAUUUGUUUUUGUAAGUAAUGUUUAACUCUCUAUUUUUUAAUGGAUAGAUAUUUUCACAGUUUAUAUAUUUAAAGUGUAGAUUUGUGUAAACACUAAAGGUAUCACUAAAAUAAAGCUGAUGGACAUGUUUAUACUUA
Sphaeramia orbicularis (orbiculate cardinalfish) is the source of this 3256-nucleotide messenger RNA. It is a transcript of the gene ift80, whose product is annotated as intraflagellar transport 80 homolog (Chlamydomonas). Lineage: Eukaryota; Metazoa; Chordata; Actinopteri; Kurtiformes; Apogonidae. The record is from RefSeq and is a predicted model, not a curated record. Gene Ontology annotation, biological process: cilium assembly. Bases 316 to 2649 code for a protein of 777 amino acids. Gene Ontology annotation, cellular component: cilium; centrosome; intraciliary transport particle B. The transcript is spliced from 20 exons. Gene Ontology annotation, molecular function: protein binding.